This is a messenger RNA of Notothenia coriiceps (black rockcod), 2423 nucleotides long. Its product is annotated as sclerostin domain-containing protein 1-like. Lineage: Eukaryota; Metazoa; Chordata; Actinopteri; Perciformes; Nototheniidae. Gene Ontology annotation, molecular function: BMP binding. The transcript has a single exon. Gene Ontology annotation, biological process: negative regulation of BMP signaling pathway; negative regulation of Wnt signaling pathway. The record is from RefSeq and is a predicted model, not a curated record. The annotation marks the transcript as partial.
UUUAUCUCCCUCUGCUCUCAUGUGUCAGGCCCGGACCAGAGCCAGGUGGGCUGCAGGGAGCUGAGGUCCACAAAGUACAUCUCUGAUGGCCAGUGUACCAGCGUCAACCCCAUCAAGGAGCUGGUGUGUGCUGGGGAGUGUCUGCCAGCCCACCUGCUGCCCAACUGGAUCGGCGGGGGGGCUGGGGUUUACACUGGGAGGCACUGGAGCCGCCGCGACGCCCAGGAGUGGCGCUGCGUCAUCGACCGGACCAGAACCCAGCGGAUCCGGCUGCAGUGCCAGGACGGCAGCUCCCGGACCUACAAGAUCACCGUGGUAACCUCCUGCAAGUGCAAGCGCUACUCCAGAGAGCAGAAUGACUCGGGACACAAGGACAGGUCCGUCCACAGAGGGAACGAGAGGAAACUUCAGAGGAAGGCUGGACCGCCUGAGGAGAAACCUGGGGGGCAGACCGAAAACGAACAGAGUUAGUUCAUCAGGAAGUGUGAGGAGGAAGAGCAGGUGAUCCUGAAGGAGCCAUGUCUUCAUGAGGAUUGCAAUGAGCUUAUUCUUCCUGAGGUCCACACACACAUACAAACAGUAACAUACUUUAGCCACCUGAACACAACACCUCAUCUUAUUUAGUUAACAAACAAGACUGAAAGUGAAACAAUAAUGACCAUCCUGCCACAUCGUUAACCCACACACGAAACAAUCAAACACUUUCUCAAUAGUUAUUACACACUUCUACUACACAUAAAGUAGUAAUUUGUGAAAAACAGAAGUAGUAGUUUCUGAAAACACUUUAAAUUAAAUAUUUAUCUAUCCUGCGUCUACAGAAAAGUGAAAUUCCAAGAAUAUAGGGUAUUUAAUUAAGUAUUUAAUCUAUUAUUGUGACAAAUAUUUUGAGAUCUGUUAGCCUAGCUUAGCAUAAAUGCUGGAAGCAGGGUGACACCGCUAGCCCGGCCCCGUCCAAAGUACGACCACCUAGAAAGCUCAAUGAUUUGUAUUGUGGUUUACUCUGUACACAAAAAGGAAUGUUCAAAUCAGUGUUUGGCUUUAGGGUGAACUAUUUAGCUGGAACUGUUAACACUUUUGUCAUCUGCCGUCACUUCUGUAUGAUGUCACUGUCCAGCUUCACUGUGAUGGAAGACCUCAGAAAGCUGCACACAGUCCCCACAGCUGACUGUUCAGCACAUAUAUGUCAUUUCUGUAUGUGUACAGAUGAAACAAAAACAAGGUGUAAAGUAGUGAGUUUUACACCAUUUUUCUCCCAAUGAGUACAGAACCAGGCUCCCUGUUUCUUAUUGUUUCCCCUGUUUAUGCUAAGCUAGGCUAUCUAUGAACGGCAUCUAUUGGAAUAAUUUGCAUGUCUAAAUCUGACAGGGGUGAAUCACGAACACAUCUUGAGACAUUAUUUGUUCACUAAAUGGUUAGAGCAGGCCUCUGUGCAAGUUAAGCUUUGCCUUACAGACAAAGAGCAGCUGUGCUCUGUUAGGCAGCCAGACAAACCUGCAAAAUGCAAAACACUGAUUAACCUGAUCCCAAACACACUGACAAUCAUCCAGUGGGACUCUGGCAGGGGCAGGAAUCAUAACGCUGCUCAUUUUACUGCAGAGAAGAAUGGAGGAAAAGUUGACUUUGUGCCAAUCUAAAAUCCCAUUAAUCCACUAGAAUUCCAAGAACAUUUAAGAUGGCCAGAAACCAGAUUUGACAUUUAAUAUUAGGAUUAUAUAAACCCUGUACUUUACAAUUGGUUUCCCUUUGAUGUUAUGGUAGCACACAAAACAUGGUUGUUGUAACAGGAAACGUUUUUUGAAAGGAAAGCUAAACAACUCUUCCUCACCAGAGGGGCAGGCAGGUGUUGGUUUUUAUACUCACUUUAAAUGCAUAUUUCGAGUACUUCAGAUAAAAUUGUCUAUAUGGAAGUUUUACAUUCAGUAUCAACAGUUUGACAAUAAUCAACACCAGUUCCUCAUAAUGUUUUAUAGAAAAUGUAAUCCAGGUGGCUUUAUGAUUACUUUGAAACAAAAUGCUCUUCCAAAUGAGUUAUAGAAACAUAAGUUACAGGAGACAGGUCUGAGUAUUAUUAAUAGUCAGUUUUAAACAGUAAGUAGCUUCUCAUCUAUGCUUGAUAUGUGCAUUUUGAACUGCUCUCAGAGUGCUGAUCCGACUCGGUGUGUAACGCUUUAUUCUGCCACUUAUGGUAUGUGUGUUUUCUGUAGAGCCUUUGUGUGAACAAUAAUAUAAACUGUUAUCUAUUACAUAAUAAAAGCUCAACAGACUUAGGAUGCAAAACAUGUGAAACAUAAUGUUGCAAUGGUUUAUAAAAGUUUCAAAUGUGAAGUUCGAUGUAUUAAAUAGAAUGAUGCUUAGUUAGCGUGAGUGUUAUGUACAAUAUGUGGGGAGAUUUUAUGGGUUUUUCAGAGUGGCAUACAAUUUAU